Achroia grisella is the source of this 6386-nucleotide messenger RNA. It is a transcript of the gene Brca2, whose product is annotated as protein PF3D7_1417600. The record is from RefSeq and is a predicted model, not a curated record. Gene Ontology annotation, biological process: regulation of DNA-templated transcription; double-strand break repair via homologous recombination. Bases 204 to 6386 code for a protein of 2060 amino acids. The transcript is spliced from 9 exons. Lineage: Eukaryota; Metazoa; Arthropoda; Insecta; Lepidoptera; Pyralidae.
CGAAGAAACCGUUUCUAAUAUACAAAAACAAUCAGAAUGAGAGUUCCUGUGAUGUUAGCAAUAACUUGUAUAAUUAUAAAAAUAUUUUAUCAGAUAUUUCAUCACAAAUAAAAGCUAUACAAAGCGCGGAUAGCGCAAACAGUGGUACUAGUAGAGUUAAGAAGAGACUGGGAAAAUAUAAUAAUAAGUGUGUAUCUGUCAAUAUGUUGCCGUUAAAUGAUGAGUUACCACCACAAGAAAAGAAAGUCAGUAAACAAGAUACCCAAUUUGUGUUGGACACUCAGUUAAUUGAAUUCAUUGACAAAGUUGAAAAUAAUAACAUUGUAAAGGGUGUAACUCAAGAAUUUAAAACUUCUUUUAACAAUUCUACAGAACCCUUUGAUGAUAUUGUUUGUGAUAAGUAUUCAAGUAAGAAUAAUGAAUGUAAAAGUAAACAUAAUGAAAUAAGUAAUGAAGAUGUACUUGAUAAGGAAGGUAAAGAUUAUAUAAACACUGAAUGUGUAAAUAGUUUUAAAUCAACACAUUUAAACAAAUGUAAUACUAAUAUUAUUCUUGAUUCCGGACAAGAAUCCAAAGAAAAAUAUUUAGAUAAAAGCAAUUCACAAUUAGAGGAAAAUUGUACUGAAUUGAUUGAUAAAUGUAUGGAGAUUGAGUUAAAUUUAAAUUUAAAAGAUUCAACAGAUGUAGAAUUAAACACAAGUCCUGUUUUAAAUAUUAACAAAAAUGUAAACAGAAGAUCAACAAGUUCAUCUCCAUUAGUUUACAAUCUUGACUCUUUUGAGAAAUUUGAGAGAAUAGCCUAUCCUUUUAUAGAACACAACUCAGAUGUAACAUCUGUAAAACAUUUGAUUAAUUCACAAAUACUUGAAAAAGAAUUAGUUAUACAAAGUAAUUUUGAUAAACCUCAAACAUUGAGUCCUGUAAUAAAAAUAAAUAAUAAUAAAUUGAAUACUUCUAAAAUAUAUGAUCCACAUACAAAUGUUAAUGGAGAGUCAGAUGCACCUUUAGCAUUAAGGAUUAAUAUGUCACCAGAUUUAAGAAAACAUAGAUUUAUCAAUUCAUCCAAAGAUAAUAUUAAGAAUUACAACAAUACUGUAGAAGAAGACGAACUAUUGUUUAGUAGUGAUGAAGAAAUUCAUUGUGAACAGAAAAAUAGUGAAGAUAUACCGUUUACAUGUGCUAUACAAACAUCAUUUUAUGACCAAUCUGAUAUCUUAGAUAAAACUAUGUAUGUUGGUUUUCAAACUGCAAGUAAUAAGUCCAUACAAAUAUCAACUGUCUCAUUUACUAAAGCUAAAAGUCUUUUAAAUGAUGUAGAACAGAGUAAUAGUAUAAAUAAUCCAUCAGUAUCUGAGUUAGUUGAAAUGUGUGAUGGUCUUAAUUCUAAACACGAUGGACCAAGCCAUAUUGAUCCUAAAAAAAUUGAAAUCCCAACAUUUCAAUCAUAUGAUUUUAACAUAAAUAUUGAUAGUAAAAUUAGUAAUGUUAGUAAGUCAACAAAUUACCUUAAUGAAGAUAUACAGGUUUCCAACGAAAAAUGUAUUGAAGAUAGCAAUAAAGUGGCCAGUACCAAGGAAACACUUCAGAAUGUUAUUGUUACCAUGGACACCAAAAAUACUCAAAAUUCUAGAAAAGCUUUAGAGAAGAAAAUAUUUACAGAAAAGCGCAAGGUUGGUGGCUUUAUGACGGCAAGUAAUAAAAGGAUCAAAUUGUCUGAUAAUGCUUUAACAAUGUAUAAAACAGUGUUUAAAGACAUUGAUUUAAGUGAAAACUUUGAAGAAAACGAGGAAUUUAAUCAAAAUAUUAAAAAUGUAACAAUGAAAGUAAAAUCGUUGGAAAAUACUGAGUUUACUGAUAACGAAAACAAAUCACUAAAUUUAAAAUAUAUCGCAGAAAACAAUGCCAAUGAUUAUGCGAUAAAAAAAAAUUCAGAAGACAUUGCAACUGAAGUGUUUCAUGGGAAGAAUUUCGAUAUGCUACAUUGUGAUAAUAAUGUUUUUGGAUUUCGAACUGCAAACAAUGAAGAUAUUAAAAUAUCAGAAGCAUCUAUGGCUAAGUCCCGAAAAAUGUUUGAAGACAUAAAUUAUUGUGACAAUUUAAAUGAUUGUAAUGAAAACAGUAAACAAAAUUAUUAUUUUCAAAAUCCUGUUGCAACUUUGAAUCAAACUCAGAGUAAAAAACACAGUUUAUCCAGUUUCUUAGGUUUCAAAACAGCAAGUAAUAAAGCCAUUAUUAUAUCUGAAGAAGCUAUUGCUAAGAGUAAAAAUUUACUUGAUAUUGAAUUGAAUGAGUGUAAUGUUAAAAGUGCUAAUACAAAAGUAGAAAAUUCAAUAAAUGAAGCAAAUAAAGAAAAUAUGUCUGGUUAUACAUGUAAUACUUUAAAGGGCAAAAAAGAAAUGUUUAACUCUAGUAAUGCAAACAGAUCAUGCCAAACAGAAAUCGAGAGUGAUAUUAUCAGUGAAGAAAACCAAAAGAGUGGUCUGAAAGAAAUACAUUCUAUUGAGUUCAGAACAGCUAGCAACAAAAUAAUAGAUAUAUCACAACAGGCAUUGUGUAAAACUAAAAAUAUAUUCAAAGAUAUUGAGAUUUCUGAAGUAGAAAACAGUAAAGUGGUAACUCAAAAUGAUGACAAUUUUGGAAAACAGAUCACACCUAAUAAUUUUGAGUUUGUUGGGUUCCGAACAGCCAACAAUAAGGAUAUUGCCAUAUCAAAACAAGCUUUAGCUAACACUAAAAUGGUAUUUCAAGAUAUUGAUUAUUCUGAAUUUAAAGAUCCGUUAUGCAAAUUACUAAAUAUUAAGAAAAAACAACCUCCUAUUGAUCAAAAAAGUUAUAAUGUAUCUAAUCAUGAAUUAGAUUUUGUUGGCUUUAAAACUGCUAGUAAUAAAGACAUUGACAUAUCCGAGAAAGCUAUGGUUAAAGCUGGAAAUAUAUUGCAAGAUAUUGAGAACAUAAAUGUACUCUAUACAGAAGGCAUAACGGGACCUCAUCCUGAAUUCAAAACAACAAAUACUAAAGUAGUUAAUAUAUCUGAAGCAUUACAAAAGAGCAAAAGCUUAUCAGAUAAUAUACAUGCAAAUGGAUUUAAUGCAUCUAUUUCACUAAAAUCGAAAAGAGCCAAUAUGAAUGUAAAUGAAAAUAAUUUAGUCAUAGAAGAAGUGGCAAUUUCAAAUUCUAAUAGUAUGAAAGAUAUUAAUCAUCCUGUUAAAAUUUCUACUGAAUCUAGAAAUGACAUUGAUACAGUCCCUAAUGUAAGUAAAAUUAACCACAAAUUCAUUGGAUUUAUGACGGCUAAUAAUAAAGCCGUAAACAUUUCUUCUGAGGCUUUAUCAAAAGCUAAACUUAUUUUUGAAGAUAUUGACAAAGCCGAUAAUUUACCUAACCAUAAACAAAAUGAACCUUUUCCGUGUUUCCAAACUGCUAGUAAUAAGGAAGUAAUAAUUUCGAACAAUGCGUUAGAUAAAGCUAAAAAUCUUCUGAGAGAUAUUAAUAUAAACCCUAAUUACAAGAUUGAUUCGAACAACGAUUCAGAAUUAACAAAUAUGAAUAAUGUAAAUAAAAGCAAUCAUAUUAAGGAAACAGGCUGCCAUGGAUUUAGUUUUAAAAACGCUAAUGAUAAAGAUAUAAAUAUUUCAAAAGAUGCACUGAAUAUGUCCAACAAAAAUAAAGAAAAUGUUACUGAUAAUCUUAAUACUAGUUUAGAUAAACUAAUAAAUACACAAGUUAUUGAUAAUUUUGAUCAAACGUUGUAUACAGAAGACUUUUUAGAAACGCCAAAACAGCUAAAGAGGUCAGGCAGUCCUAUACUUUCAUGUCCAAGGGCUAAGAAAAGGAAACAAUUUGUUACACCAUAUAGAAAUGACAAAACUGAAACUAGUCUAACAACAGAAGUUAAUAUUAAAAUUAUUGAUAAACCCAUAAUAAAUCCGAAUUAUAAUUGUAAAACAAUGAAGAAAAUUUCCUUAAAAGAUGUUACAGUUUUAGAAAAUGGUGAUAAAAAAGAUAUAGAUCCAUAUCUUUUAAAUUUCACAUUUAGAACACUGUUAAAAUUCGAAUUUUUAGACCAGAGAAAUGAUCUAACAGAUAACAAAAUGGAUGUAGAAACAUUGAAGUCUUAUUUUUUGAAAGAUGUAAAUAAAAAAUUAAUACCUGACAAAUGGUUGGAUAAUCACAUAAAAUUAAUAUUAUGGAAAUUGAUAAGUUACGAACUUAAAUUCCCUAAUGUUAUGAAUGGGUCAUGUAAAGCUGGUAAUGUGAUAAAACAGUUGCAAUAUAGGUAUCAAAGGGAGCUGUAUAACGCCGAAAGACCAGCAAUUAGGAAAAUAUUAGAGAGAGACGACACAGCAGCUAAAUGUUUAGUGUUGUGUGUAGUGGACAUUAUUACUGUAGAAAAUAACAGUGAUACUUGUCUAAACACAGAACUUCUAUUAUCCGAUGGUUGGUACAACAUACGAGCGUGUAUAGAUAAAUUAUUAACCAAGCAUGUAAGAGAUGGUAAAAUAAAAGUUGGAACGAAACUUAUUACUUCUGGCGCUGAAUUACUCAACUGCGAACAGGGAGUUGCGCCGUGGGAGGAUACAUCCACAGUCCGUUUGAAAAUAUGCGGCAACUCAACUCGACGAGCACGUUGGGACGCGCGCCUCGGUUACCAUGGCAACGGCGCCAUCUUGUCUCGCCUGUCAAACGUGGCGCCCGAUGGCGGGAAAGUUGGCCGGCUACGUGUUGUAGUGACGAGGGUGUAUCCACCGCUUUAUGUAGAAAAGUUUGAAGACGGCAGUACAGUAACAAGGUCCGAGCGACUCGAAUAUAUCCACCAAAUGAAGUACGAGGCUGAUAGACAAGCGAUGAUGGAGAAGUUAUAUGAAGAAGUGGAGAAGGAGCUCUCAGAUGAGGAUUCAGUGGAGUCACAAGAAAUAGGCGCAAGCAGGAAAUCAAUGGACACCGGGUCUCAGAUUGCUCGACUCCUGAAGAAUAGUAGAGAUCCGUCGGAGUUUAGGGCAAACUUAACAGAGUCUCAAAGGAAUGUUCUAGAAGAAUACAACGCAAGGAAUCGUGAGAAGCUUCUAGAAAAUAUACAUGCUAGAGUCAAAAGUAAGAUGGACAGUGCUGGUCUGAUUUUCACGAGGAAUACAAUACCCCUGCUUAAGGUCAGAGUAGCUGAUGUUAGAGACAGAAAUGGCAAUGUGGAAGUAACCAAAGCCUUGCUCUCAAUAUGGAAACCAAAUGAUGCACUAACAGAAAUUAUAACCGAGGGCGCUUGGAUCGAACUGUUGAAUGUUGUACCCACAGCUGUCAGGUAUUCGGAACUACAAUUAUCAGCCGGCAGACAAACGACUUUUAAGCAAAUAACAGUCAAACAAACUGACAAACUUAAACCCUACACGACAUCAUUGAAUCGAACCUGCUAUCCUAUUACACAGCUAGCCAACAACCCAUCUAUGGUAACCGAUUACAACGAAGUCGACACAGCCGGAGUGAUAUUCGAUAUAGAUCCAAAGAAUCGAGAUUUCAACUCGAAUAAUCAAUUCCAAAAUGUCCACAUUGCUGACGAGAAUAAAAAUAUAAUCUGUGUAAAUUUCUGGGGCGGUAUUAAAAAGUUUGGUUUUAGUAACGUCUUAGAUACAGGACAAAUUAUUUCAUGUGUAAAUUUGCAAAGGCGAUCUGGCAGCACUAGGCGGUGCGUGCCCCAAUAUCGUGCGACUGAAUUCACUUAUUUCACAAAAACUCCCAAAAGUGUUGCCAACAGAAAAUUAAUGGAAGAUUUGGUAAAUAAAAUUAGUGUAAAUAAUGGUUUUAUUGAUGAUUGUAUGAGAAUUAAAAGUAAUACAUUACAUAAAUUACGUAGCAAUGAGAAUGAUGUAACCCCAUAUAGAUUUGAAAACCAUUAUGCUAAUAAUAUUUAUGUAGAUAGUCCUUUAGCAACAAGGAGCAAUCGACAAGAGGAAUUUAACCUUACCGGCCUAGAUUUUGAGUCGACAUUCAAACAAACGGACACGCAGGAAUUAUCACCAAAGACUUUACAAAGAAAGAAGAAAGUCAACGAAAAAAUAAACAAAUUAAAACAAUAUGGCGAACCGCCUCCUUUAAGUCCUUUAAAUAUUAUUAAUAGAUCGGAAAAAGCGACAAAAUCUUACAGGAGCCCCUUGUUAACAAGCGACACUGCUAAUGUUGCCACGAUAAACAAAACACCGAAAGUUACCAAUACAAAAAAUACACCGAAAAAUGAGAACAUUAGUUCUAGUCCAAUAUUGUCAGUGAUGAAGACAUGUAAAAGUGUUAAACCUGUGAAAUUAAAUUUCAAUAGUGUUGCCAUAAAUGAGAGCAAUUGUGAUAUUGAUGGGUUUGAGGAAGAUUUUGAGGGUAGUCCUCCAUUGAGUUUGGAUUAA